CUGGGACGUCAUUUUAAUUCGGCACUUGCUUUCUUCUCUAAAUACGACCGUCGCUUUAAACUCGGGACGCCAAAGAAAACAGAAUGUUGUAACGACAUUGAGGCAUGCAGUCUAGAACAGUGUGAAGGGCCGAGCAAAUCCAAAGUUUGCGAAACUGAUGAUUUUUUUUCAAGUCAAAAACAAGAUCUUUUGCUCGAGAUAAAAGAAAUUUUAAAUUCAGCGGAUGGUACAUUCGAGACGCAACAACAGAGACCAGUUAAAAACGCAUUUUGGAGAUCUUGAGUCCCGAAAAAUAGGGUUUGUUUUGUCUUUGGAAAAAAAAUUAUUGCAUGAUGUAUUUGGAAGCAAGAUAGAUUUUCGGGAGCUUUUAUUCGCAAGUGGUAUUCUUAAAAAUCACGAUACUUCCAGGAAAGUGCAAAUCAUUACUCGAGGAGAAAGCUUGUUACCGGCACUUGUACAGGAGUCAAACCUAGAUCUUCCUCUUAAAUCAUAUUACGCAUUAGCCCAACUUCAUACAACAUAUAUCCAGAUGACGUUACACCAAGUAGUCAAACUUGCGACCACUGAAGAGGAAGCAGCAUCUAUCACCAUUCAAGAUGAAUUUUUACAAAUUGAAAAUGUAUACGAUUCGUUGACAAAGAAAAUUUGGAAUUGUAUAAAGUUGAACAAAAGUCUAAUGACCUACUGCUCUUUACACGAAGACAGUUAUUUAUCGUUGAGCAACUAUAAAGAGUUCACGAUCAAAAUGAACCAAUGUAUAUCCGAAAAGCUUGCAUGUCAUGAUUUCGGUUCUGUCGCGGUAGAUGAAAAAGAAAGGAUAUCAGUAAAUGACAACUGCAGCUGUGCCAUCUACCUAUCGAUACACGACAUUGUGGAUUUAGCUUUCAGGCCCGUCAUAGCUCGUAUUGCAUCUACUGUUUCUUCGGUACUUGCAAAUGAAAAUCAGUUUGGCCAAUACUAUAUCAGAAACCAAUUUAUACUGGGUGAUAUUUACAACUUUUUACAUGAUUCCCUAUUACACCAGAAAAUAUCACAAAUACUUCAAGAAGCAGCUGAUGCGAGCAUCCAAAACAAAGAAUUAGGGACGUUUAGUCAUGUGAUGUUGAAAUCGACCGAUUGCCUUUUUCAGCCGAGAAUUGGAGAUCGGCAUUUUUUGCACGAGAGUUUCCGAAAAGGUUGUUUACAUCAAGUAUCUCGUGAGAAUUACGGGCUCGAUUUUUAUUUGGGUAGGACACAAGAUGACUUAAAGGUAUCUUACAAUGAUGGUGCCAUAGAAAAUACCAUAGAGCCAAACGAAAUCAUGGUGAUUCUGCAAAGGGGUCAAUCCAUAACAAACGAAGGCGUCACAGUUACAUUUUCCGUGCAGUUGAAAAGCACUCGACAUAAAGAACAAGUUCAUAUCCGUAAGUUCGAAUCCUGUUUUUUUUAUUUUUAUCUUUCAUUAAGUUUUUUUUUUUUUUUAUGAAGGGUUGUUAAGGUUUGAUCAUUUGACAGAGACCACUAAUUGCGCAGAUAUUAUUUCCUUGGAUACCGUUUUGGCCAACUCUUUACAAACAUUCAAGCUCGAAAAAAGUAAUACGCAUUCGACAUUUUACAUCAUGAUCAAAAUGAGACCCAAAAACCACUUUUCUUCGCUUCAUUUUUCAGCCAAGAUUGUUGGGGAAGCCGAUAACAGUAAGGAAUCAGGCACGUAUGUUUAUUUGGGAGAACAACUAACGGUAGCCUAUUUUUAACUACGAGGGGGUGAGAAUCUCCGCCAUAAAUAAAUAAAGCUUUUCUUUGUUAUGUGAUCUUCAUGAUAUAUGAUGAGUACGUCAAAACGAUUCAGUUGAACAUUCUUGUUGCACAAUCAUUCAGAUUAUAUUAAAAAAAAAAAAAAGAAAGAUCCUUUCUGUCACAUACGUAUACAUAUAUUAAAUGCGAAUUUCGUUA
Molecule: messenger RNA, 1932 nt
Organism: Mucor mucedo
Lineage: Eukaryota; Fungi; Mucoromycota; Mucoromycetes; Mucorales; Mucoraceae
Exons: 3
Coding region: 224-1465 (413 amino acids)
Source: RefSeq, a predicted model, not a curated record